CUACGUCCGGUUUAAAGUAAUAUAUACAAUAAUGAAGCUCUUGAAAUUAUUGCUGGUAUUUGGAUUGAUUGGGUUGUUUUGCAAGACCGUAGAUGCUGGUGAAAAUGUUGAAACUACAGAACAGGUCAGUUUCAGCGUGGUAAAAAUUUGGCAAAGCUACCAUAGACAAGCCUGUCCAUGUACAUGUCCGGUCGAAGAUGCACCCUGGGCUAAAGGCGUUGAGGGACAUUACAACGGAGUGAAAGGAGCAACUGAUAAAUUCUGUGGUAAAGCGAAGGACAUAGGCGAUGUCGCAGUGCGAUCAUUGGGAGAAUUCAUAGAGAAAUUGAUUUAUUUCACCGAUUCCAAUUCAACAAUUGUCACAACGAGCUCCACAGGAAUUUUAAAUUCGUUGAGCAAAUGCAUCAAUCUGAACCGGAGCGGUAUGAAUAUCAUUGUUGAAUUCAACAAAGUUUAUCUAUCCAUCGUCGACGAUUUUGUCAACGUCGCUAAAUCAUUAACUGAUUAUAUUGGUGAUGAACUAAUAUGUUCCUUUACGGAUGCUAUUAGAGCUCUUGGUCGCGAAUUUUCAAAUUAUAUGAACGCGUUCCUUAAAAGUUGUCGUCUAUUCGGAUGUAGAAAGAAAAUUGAUUACGAAUGUGUACUGAAAAGAUUACAGACACUGAUGAACAUCGUGGCACUCAUUAACGAAACACUCCUAAACAAAUGUGAGAAAGCUACUCAGCAAGUGCACGAAUCAGUCAUGGUUUUCGAUAUGCUUUAUUGUUACAUGGCAAUUACAGUUCAGGGAGUAUAUAGUUGUGCUCUAGAUGUGCUGAACGAACGAGACAUUGUUGUAUCACAAACUGUUAAGUCGUCCACUUUAUCAUUUGAGUAUGCGCUUGUACAAGUUACAGAAGCUAUUUGUAGCGUCACUUUGCCGUUAGGAGAUAGUAUUAAAGAACUGCUAACCGCUUUCGUUAACAUAACCAUGGCUUUAAAUUCGACGCUAAAAAGCAUCUUUGGACUAGUGGGUAGCGUUGGAUUAACGGUUGGAGAUAUAACCAAAAACUUAUUGAAAGGUGUCACAACCACCUCAACGGUUACGCAAGAACGAACUAACAUCUUGAAGGGUGUGGUUCGAAAUUGAAAUGACUAAACGUUCCAUCUAAAAUGAAUUGCAGAAGAAGCCUUUGUACCAUGAAAAUAUGUUUUAUUCGCUAAACCCUGUAAACCCUGUGGGUAAAACUUUUUCCGUGACAUUUAAAUACUUCUGUGUACUUAAGUUAAAAUCUACAAGUUUUGAUCGUUAAAAGUUUACCUUUCUUUACAAAAAAAAUGAAUUUCAUCAAUAAAUUUUAGGCUCUGCCAACAACUUUA
Molecule: messenger RNA, 1359 nt
Organism: Bradysia coprophila
Lineage: Eukaryota; Metazoa; Arthropoda; Insecta; Diptera; Sciaridae
Source: RefSeq, a predicted model, not a curated record